Homo sapiens (human) is the source of this 1546-nucleotide messenger RNA. It is a transcript of the gene AGPAT2, whose product is annotated as 1-acylglycerol-3-phosphate O-acyltransferase 2. The transcript is spliced from 6 exons. The record is from RefSeq and is marked reviewed. NCBI's taxonomy places the organism in Eukaryota, Metazoa, Chordata, Mammalia, Primates, Hominidae. The coding region runs from base 101 to 937 and encodes 278 amino acids. Gene Ontology annotation, molecular function: acyltransferase activity; 1-acylglycerol-3-phosphate O-acyltransferase activity. Gene Ontology annotation, biological process: epidermis development; triglyceride biosynthetic process; phospholipid biosynthetic process. Gene Ontology annotation, cellular component: endoplasmic reticulum membrane; endoplasmic reticulum; membrane.
AGCCCCGCCGCCCUCGCAAUAAGGGGCCUGAGCGCGCGGGGGAGAAGCGGGAGCGGGAGCGGGAGCGAGCUGGCGGCGCCGUCGGGCGCCGGGCCGGGCCAUGGAGCUGUGGCCGUGUCUGGCCGCGGCGCUGCUGUUGCUGCUGCUGCUGGUGCAGCUGAGCCGCGCGGCCGAGUUCUACGCCAAGGUCGCCCUGUACUGCGCGCUGUGCUUCACGGUGUCCGCCGUGGCCUCGCUCGUCUGCCUGCUGCGCCACGGCGGCCGGACGGUGGAGAACAUGAGCAUCAUCGGCUGGUUCGUGCGAAGCUUCAAGUACUUUUACGGGCUCCGCUUCGAGGUGCGGGACCCGCGCAGGCUGCAGGAGGCCCGUCCCUGUGUCAUCGUCUCCAACCACCAGAGCAUCCUGGACAUGAUGGGCCUCAUGGAGGUCCUUCCGGAGCGCUGCGUGCAGAUCGCCAAGCGGGAGCUGCUCUUCCUGGGGCCCGUGGGCCUCAUCAUGUACCUCGGGGGCGUCUUCUUCAUCAACCGGCAGCGCUCUAGCACUGCCAUGACAGUGAUGGCCGACCUGGGCGAGCGCAUGGUCAGGGAGAACCUCAAAGUGUGGAUCUAUCCCGAGGGUACUCGCAACGACAAUGGGGACCUGCUGCCUUUUAAGAAGGGCGCCUUCUACCUGGCAGUCCAGGCACAGGUGCCCAUCGUCCCCGUGGUGUACUCUUCCUUCUCCUCCUUCUACAACACCAAGAAGAAGUUCUUCACUUCAGGAACAGUCACAGUGCAGGUGCUGGAAGCCAUCCCCACCAGCGGCCUCACUGCGGCGGACGUCCCUGCGCUCGUGGACACCUGCCACCGGGCCAUGAGGACCACCUUCCUCCACAUCUCCAAGACCCCCCAGGAGAACGGGGCCACUGCGGGGUCUGGCGUGCAGCCGGCCCAGUAGCCCAGACCACGGCAGGGCAUGACCUGGGGAGGGCAGGUGGAAGCCGAUGGCUGGAGGAUGGGCAGAGGGGACUCCUCCCGGCUUCCAAAUACCACUCUGUCCGGCUCCCCCAGCUCUCACUCAGCCCGGGAAGCAGGAAGCCCCUUCUGUCACUGGCCUCAGACACAGGCCCCUGGUGUCCCCUGCAGGGGGCUCAGCUGGACCCUCCCCGGGCUCGAGGGCAGGGACUCGCGCCCACGGCACCUCUGGGAGCUGGGAUGAUAAAGAUGAGGCUUGCGGCUGUGGCCCGCUGGUGGGCUGAGCCACAAGGCCCCCGAUGGCCCAGGAGCAGAUGGGAGGACCCCGAGGCCAGACGCACACUGUCCGAGCCCUCUGCUCAGCCGCCUGGGACCCACCAGGGUGCAGCUGGGCUCCAGGGUCCAGCCCACAAGCUGCAUCAGGCUCUCUGGGAGAGGAGGGGCCUGGAGGGCCAGGAGUCCCAGACUCACGCACCCUGGGCCACAGGGAGCCGGGAAUCGGGGCCUGCUGCUCCUGCUGGCCUGGAAGACUCUGUGGGGUCAGCACUGUACUCCGUUGCUGUUUUUUUAUAAACACACUCUUGGAAGUGGC